AUGGCAGAGGCAGAUUCCCAACCACUACCAGAAGAACUCUCGGAUGCGGACAUCGGAGCCGCAGAGGAGGCUGCAAGGGAAGUUGCAAAGAUACUCCCCUCGAUAGACAAUGCAAAGAUACUCAGGGGGGAAACAUACAUCUACCACUCCCCAAUCCCCAAAUCCAUUCAGGAAGACCCCGAAGGCGAGGUAAUCCUCGGCGUAGACGAAGCCGGCCGUGGUCCGGUCCUGGGCCCAAUGGUAUACGCCGUAGCAUACUGUCUAAAAAGCGACAGUCCCAUGCUGCAAGAGCACAAAUUCGAUGGUUCCUCUUCCCCCCCCCCUCGCAGUCAAAACCAACCAACUAACCCGAACCCUCCCACAGACUCCAAAAAAUUAACCCAUACCUUCCGCACCAACCUCCUCCAAACCCUCACCACGCCGGACACAACCCUGCACCGCGACCUCGGCUGGUCCACCAACUCCCUCUCGCCCCGAGACAUCUCCUCCGGCAUGUUACGCUCAACCACCUCGUCGAGCACCUACAACCUAAACGCGCAAGCCUUUGACGCAACCACAACCCUAAUCACGGCCGUCCUCGCCAGCGGCGUCAACGUUCGGGAAAUCUACGUGGACACAGUCGGCCCCGCAACCACCUACCAGUCCAAACUGAAGAAGCUCUUCCCGAGCAUCGCCAUCACCGUUUCGAAGAAGGCGGACUCGAUAUACCCGAUCGUGUCAGCGGCCAGCGUCUGCGCCAAAGUUACGCGCGACGCGGCGAUUGGGGUGCUCAUGCCGGAGGGCGAGGAGAUUGGGAGCGGGUAUCCGGGGGAUGAGAAGACGAAGGGGUGGCUGAAGAGGGGGAUGGAGCCGGUUUUUGGCUGGGAGGUUAGCAUGGCGAGGUUUUCCUGGGCGACGGCGAAGGAUAUGCUUGAGGGUGGGGGGAAGAAUAGUGGGGGGGGGAAGGGGGGUGGAGUUGAGGUGGUCUGGCCCGUGGAGGAGGAUGACGGGGAGCAGACCCUUACUGGACUCUGGGGGGCCGCAGCCGGGGGGGAAGGGAGUCGCGGGGUGGUAUGGGAGGAGUGUGCAUGGGGAGUUUUAGCCGGGUACGGUGCCUAUUGCCACCGCUAUGCAUCCCCCUCCCCUUUGCUUUGUGCUUGCAGGUGGGAAGGCAUUUGAAGGCAUAA
Messenger RNA from Tuber aestivum (summer truffle), 1166 nucleotides. Lineage: Eukaryota; Fungi; Ascomycota; Pezizomycetes; Pezizales; Tuberaceae. The record is from the annotation of a GenBank genome assembly.